Sodiomyces alkalinus F11 is the source of this 689-nucleotide messenger RNA. RefSeq lists its product as hypothetical. The transcript has a single exon. Gene Ontology annotation, biological process: mitochondrial proton-transporting ATP synthase complex assembly. Gene Ontology annotation, cellular component: mitochondrial matrix. Lineage: Eukaryota; Fungi; Ascomycota; Sordariomycetes; Glomerellales; Plectosphaerellaceae. Bases 285 to 602 code for a protein of 105 amino acids. The record is from RefSeq and is a predicted model, not a curated record.
AUUCGGUACCUCCAGGAUCGCGGGGUUGGGAAGCUGCUUAAUAAAAUGUACGAAGUACUUUGUCGCAAAAAUUUCACAGAUUAUGUAAUCCAGUCGAAAAGCUCCCCCAGACAACAAACAUACAACAACAGGCUUCAGAUUCACAGCUUCACAGCUUCACUCUGCCAAGUUUCAACACGCCGAUACGUACCUCUUCUUCUACUUUCCCGCCAGUUCAGCCGAGAAACGUCGAAUAAAGUCAAAUAAUAUACCCAAUUAGAAAACGAAAGAACCAAAAAUACGACAUGGCAAACACACCAAACCCCGCCACCAUCCGCUCCCUCUACCGCUCCCUCCUCCGCGAGUUACCUCCCCGUCCUCUUCUCGCCCGCGACCGCUCCCCCAUACAAGUCCGCCUCCGCGAAAACUUCUCCUCCCCCAAGGCCGGCCACCCGCGCGCGCUGGACGAGGCCCGUCAGUUCAUCGCCUACCUCCGAGCCCAGCGUACCUAUGCCGCCCUCCUCGAUCGCUACAACCCCGGUAUGGGCAUGGACGAGGAGGAGAGGGUGAGACUUACGGCGAGAAGGGUGGGCAUGAAUCUGCCCAUUGAGUUCCGGAAGUGAGAGUUUCAAAGGAAGAAAUAAAGAAAGAAAAAAAAGAAGAAGAAGAAGAAAGGGAGGGUCGAUCUUCUUUUUCUUUGGCGUCUGGAU